Molecule: messenger RNA, 5690 nt
Organism: Daktulosphaira vitifoliae (grape phylloxera)
Lineage: Eukaryota; Metazoa; Arthropoda; Insecta; Hemiptera; Phylloxeridae
Exons: 21
Coding region: 63-5603 (1846 amino acids)
Biological process (GO): proteolysis
Cellular component (GO): extracellular region; membrane
Molecular function (GO): chitin binding; serine-type endopeptidase activity; protein binding
Source: RefSeq, a predicted model, not a curated record
UAUCUUUAAAAUAUGCUAAGAUUAAAAUUAUUUCUUUAGUUUAGUUAAAUUAUUUUUUCAACAUGAAGAGUUUAUAUGUGUUAUUAGUCUUUUUAUUAUUACAAUAUGAUGUAAUAUGUAUCACCAAAGAUACUAGUAGUAUUGUAAAACCAGCUUUAACAGAAGAAAACUUAAAUUGGGCUGCAUUUACAGAAAAUUACAAUGAUGGAUCAAACAUUAAUAACAAUGUACGCAGUAAAUUUGACCAAACACCUAUUGCUUCUUCAAUCCAUCAACAAAAAACUCAAACAUUAAAUAGUAAUCAGAAUUUAGGAGAACCUUCAUGGGAUGGUGAAAACUGUCCACCAAAAACAACUGGUCUUUAUCCCAUAAUAUUAGAUUGUCGAAAAUAUCUCAAUUGUUUUAAAGGUCGUGGUUUUGUUCAAUCAUGUGCUCCUGGUACAUUAUUUAAUUCUAAAUCAUUAGAAUGUGAUUUUCCAUCAAAAGUUCAAUGUUUUAAUGGAAACCUACCUAAUUCAAUCACUCAGCCUAAUCAAAACUUCCAAACAAAUGAACAAUUACCAAAUCAAGAAUAUUAUGUUGGUAACCAUGAUCAACUAAAAAAUAAUCGAAAUCAAGUAGAUGGUUCAAGUAUUGUUGAAAAUACAUACCAUGACAGUUCAAAUAUACUGAAUGAUUAUGGAGUUCAACCAGAAAAAAGUAAACCUUUGUAUGGCUCUGAUUUUAUAGUUAAUGGACCUAUUAGGAAUCAAGAGUCUACACGUCAAUUUAAGAAUCCAGACUUAAGUUCUAAUCAAAAUAUUCAAAGUGUAACUAAAGAACAAAAUAAAUUUUCAGAUAAACCAGUUACUACUCAGCAAUUCAAUAAUAAUCCGAUUGAAAAUUCCAACUAUUAUAAUCCAAACAUUCCAUCUAAUUAUCCUAGUAGUUCUAAUCAGUAUAAUAGUAAUUUUGAUAAACAUACAAGAAUUAAUCAGCCACAGAAUAAAGUUCGUUUUUCAAAAGAAUUCUCAAAUCUCUCUCAAAAUAAGUAUAAUACAUUAAAUAAAGAAAAUAAUAAUCCUACACUAGUUAGUCCAACAUCUUGGAUGCGUAACCAACUGAAGGGAAAACAUGGGUCUAAUCAAAAUAUAAAUUCUUAUAGUCAAACAAAUGUACCAUUAGGUAAUCAAGUUUUUGAAGGUCAAAUUUCAGAACCUGUAUCUGAUUAUAAUUUGAAUACAAAUAGUCAACAAAUAAAUAGUAAUAGUAGAUAUCCUUCAAAUUUUGAUGGAUCACAUAGUUACACAAAUUAUAAUCGUCAAACUCCUAUAGAAAAUGUUCCGGUUAUUAAUACAGGAUAUCCAAAUUCAGAAAAUACACCACUUUUUGCAUUGGAACAAUCACAAAAUCCACCUCUGAUAUCUCAUAAUAUAGAAUUGAACUCAAAUAAUAAACCUGAUACUGAUUAUAAACAACCUACUUCAUCUCAAUACCCACAUUCAAUCCUUUAUAACAAACCAAUAAACUCAAAUGUGUUUCAAAAUAAUGAACAGUUAGCAGGAUACCCAAUUACUUACAAUAGUCAAACUAAUAGUAAGCCAGUUGAUGAUAGAUCAAAUAAUCAGUUUCAAAUUUUAAUACCUAAUAUCACAGAAUCAGAACAAUUUUUAUCACCUCAUUUUACUUCUUUAAAAGAUACUUAUAACGAUCGAUCUGCUAAUGGAAGAAAAUAUAGCAAUCAGAAUGUUGACCAACCUUAUGUGUACGACAAUGCAUAUACUUCCAGGCCAGAAAUAUCAACAUAUCCGUUACAAAAUAAAGUCUCUGAUAUUAAAUGCCCUAAUAAUUAUAAUGGCAUUCUACCACAUCCUUAUGACUGUUCUAAAUUUCUAAGCUGUGCAAAUGGAAGAACAUUUAUAAUGGAUUGUGGUCCAGGAACCUUAUUUAAUCCUACAAUAUCUGUAUGUGAUCAUCCUUAUAAUGUUCAAUGUAACAGAGUAAUUGAGAUUGCUGCAACAACUGAAAUAUAUAAUCCUGAUCUAGAUCUUGAUGUCAGAGCAAAUUUUAGUGAAGACAUUAGUAAUAGUGAUGUAGUUUCACAAACAGAAUUGCCUGAUAAUCGAGCAGUUUUAGAAACAUUACCAAUAGAAAAUCGUCAACUUAAAGUUUUACGAAAUCCUACAUCAAUUGAUUUAUCAGAUAAUCAUUUACCAAAUACUUCUAUUAUUCAUACACCCUUUAAAGAUGUAAUAAAAAAAGUAGAAAAUAAUAUUUCUGUUAGAAUAGAUUUGAAACCAAAUAGUACUCAAUCAAUAAGAUUACGAGGUGGUCCAAAACAUUCUGAAGGAUUUUUACAAGUCCAGGAAAAACCUUUCCAAUGGGGUGUAGUUUGUGAUGAGCCAAAUUUGUGGACUAUUGAUAAAGCUGAUAUUGUUUGUAGGCAACUUGGAUUUAAGAGAGGAGCUGAACAAACAUGGCAAGGUUUAACUGUAACUACUGAUAAUCCUACUAAAUUAUUACGAAAUAUAGGUGUUACAAAGGUGUCCUGUAAUGGCCAAGAAAGUGUUUUUCAUAAUUGUCAAUUACAAAAUGAUAAAUCAUGCAAUGUAGAAAGGGAUGCAGUUUGGAUAAAAUGUCGUACCAAUUCUGGAUCUCGUUGUCAACCUGAGGAGGUAUCAUAUGAAGACAAAUGUUAUAAAUUAUAUAUUCCUACUGUAGAUAAACAAAAUAAAAGUAUUCAAGAUAUAGGUUUUAGCAAGGUUGAAGCAUUAGAACAUUGUCAAAAAAGAGGAGGGUCAUUAAUUGAUAUCAAUUCGCAGAAAGAAAAUGAUUUUGUUUCUGAAUGGCUUUAUAGACAGCAAAUUGAUGGACCUAUACUUACAUCAGGUGUAGGGGUUUCAGUUUUAGGAAAUCCAAUAUGGAUAUGGGAAGGAACAGAAAAUCCAUUUGUUCAUCGCAAUUGGUGGCCUGGAUGGGAAUUUAAAAAAACUAGUUCACCUAAUAUUAAAUCAAAUCGAGCUUUGUGUAUUGUUUUACAUAAAUCAUUCCCUUGUCCGUCCAAUCCCAAUAGUACAAAGUUAUGUGAUUCAGAAUAUUAUUAUUGGGAGGCUAUAGAUUGCGGAACCAAAACUGAUAGAUUACCAUAUAUUUGUGAAAGAAACAUUGAUGAUAUUGGUUGUAUUAAUGGCGCUGGUUCUGAUUACAAUGGUGCGGCCAACACUACUGCUUCAGGUAAUAAAUGUUUAUCGUGGGAAGAUGCAACAGUUUUAGCAGCAAUGAAAUAUCGAGUUUCAGAAAAAACUCGAAAAAUUCUAUUAACUAAGCAUAAUAAAUGUAGGAACCCAGAUGGAACUGAUUUGCAACCUUGGUGUUAUGUUCAAUCGACAGUUGGAAUGGUUCGUAGUGAAUUUUGUGAUAUUCCUACCUGUAGCACUGCUGCUAAGUCAUUUAGAGCUAGUGCUUUAAAUCAACAAAUCAAGUGUGAUGUAGGAUAUUUUGAAUGCCAACCUAAUGAGUGUAUAAACCAAGCUUGGGUGUGUGAUAAUCAGGCAGAUUGUAGCAAUGGAAUUGACGAAAAAAAUUGUACCAAUCCAUUAGAUAACUUUUCUAAAACUCCAGAAGUUCGUUUACCAAGCAAUGAAAUUGAAAAGUGGCUUCAUACUACUGUCCAUACUUGUGCUAAUCGCUGUAUUAUGUCUGAAGGUUUUGUGUGUCGGUCAUUUUCACAUAGCGAAGUUGAUCAAACAUGUAUACUAAGUGAUGGAUUGAAAAAUGAUAGUUUAUUUUUAGAACCACAUAAGGAAUGGACUUAUUACGAAGCUAAUAAUGCAGAUUGUUUUGGAAAAUUUAUUUGUGACAAUGGAAAUUGUAUUGAUAAAGUCCAGGAAUGUGAUGGCCACAAUGAUUGUGGGGAUCGUAGUGAUGAGAAUAAAUGUAACGGCACUGAUAAAAAGAUGGGUUAUGAAAUCAGGUUAGCGGGUGGUAAUACAACUUACGAAGGCCGUGUUGAAGUUAAAGUUCUUGGUGAAUGGGGUAUGAUUUGUGAUGAUAAAUUUGAUGUCCGUGAAGCUGAUGUUGUGUGUCGAGAAUUAGGUUUCCCAUCUUCAUUAGCUGUCAAGUCAAAUUCAUACUUUGGAGUGCCUGUUAAUAAAACACGGUUUGUUUUGGAUGAUUUGGAAUGUCGAGGAAACGAAAAAUCUUUGUAUUCUUGUCAGUUUAAAGAAUGGGGAAUUCAUGAUUGUAAUGCUCAAGAGUCGGUUGGAGUUAUUUGUCGUGUACCUGGUGGAAAAAAUUGUACAAAUGAAGAAUUUGAAUGUCAAUCAGGGGAAUGUAUACCUAUUCGUUUUUUGUGUGAUUCAUAUGCAGACUGUACUGACAAAUCAGAUGAACAUCCAGAUAGGUGCAAUUCUCCUUUAGAAGUUCGUUUAGUUGGUGGUAAUGAACGUCGCGCUGGGCUUGAAGGUAGAGUAGAAGUGCGUCAAUAUGGUAUUUGGGGAACAGUAUGUGAUGAUGAUUUUGGAACAAAAGAAGCUCUUGUAAUUUGUAAUCAUCUUGGCUACAAGGGUAGUGCAGAUUUUAAAAAAGAUGCUGCCUUUGGGCCUGGUAAAGGGCAAAUUUGGUUAGAUCAAUUACGUUGUAUAGGUAAUGAGACAUCAUUAGAACAUUGUAUUCAUGCCAAAUGGGGUCAACAUAAUUGUAAACACGAUGAAGAUGUCUCAGUUAUAUGUCAUUUGGACAGAAAACAAAAGAAUGACACAGUUAUUUUACCUAAAUAUGAGAUUAUAACUAAUAAAAAAUUAUUGAAAGAAUAUUUACCCACUCAAUGUGGUAAAAAAAUUGUAUCAUUGGAAAAAAGUAAAAUACAAAUGAGGAUAGCAUCUGGAUUCACUUCAGAAAGAGGUGUCCAUCCAUGGCAGGCUAGUAUACGAUCAAAAACUCCUUCAGGUCAAAUGGCACAUGUAUGUGGAGCAGUAAUUAUAUCUGAAUAUCAUGUAAUGACUGCAGCACAUUGUGUUCGAGAUUUAGAUAAAGAUGUAUAUUAUGUACGAAUCGGAGACUAUGACAUGGAUUUUCAAGAAGAUUCAGAACAAGAUAUUUAUAUAGAUGAAAUUUAUAACCAUGAAAAUUUUGAAGAAGGAAGUAUUAAGCUAAAUAAUGACAUAGCUGUUAUUAAAUUAAAAACCAAUGGCAUUAAAUUUAAUAAAUAUGUUCAACCUGUGUGUUUACCAUCGAAGGAUAUAAAAGUAAAAGACGAUUUCAAUUGUAGUAUUACUGGUUGGGGAUCAGAUGGAUCAAUUGGAUCAAGUUUUGCUAAAAUAUUAAGAUGGGCCAUUGUGCCGAUAAUAGAUUCAAAAAUAUGUAAAGCUGACUAUGUUUAUGGAAAAUUAUCAAUUAGUAAUGGAAUGUUUUGCGCUGGAAAUUUAGAUGGAGGAGCAGAUGCUUGUCAGGGUGAUUCUGGUGGUCCAUUAGUUUGUAAAACUGAUUAUGGAGAAACAGUUGUGGGAAUAACAAGUUGGGGUUAUGGCUGUGGAAGAGCAAAUCAUCCGGGAGUAUAUACAAAUGUAUCUUACUAUCGAACAUGGCUUGAUAAAACAUUACUCUAUUCUAUGACUUUUGAAUAAAUUUACUGAAAAUAAAUAAAUAAUUAAUAAAUUAUUAAAGUAUUGUUUAAAAAAAUUGUUUUGAUUAGUUAAAUAAGAUAACUAAGC